Molecule: messenger RNA, 525 nt
Organism: [Candida] anglica
Lineage: Eukaryota; Fungi; Ascomycota; Pichiomycetes; Serinales; Debaryomycetaceae
Source: the annotation of a GenBank genome assembly
AUGGUUAGGUUGAAACAGAGAUAUAUUCUAUUUGACAUCUUAUAUCCUCCCCAAAAUGACCAGGAUCCAGAUUUUGUCAAUUUCAGUAAUUCACCGCAAGAGGCAUUGAUAGCGAUGUGUCAAUCAUCCCCCGCCAGUGUUAACCAGAAGCUAAUAACUCAAGUAAUCCGGAAAGUACUACAAGACCAUUAUGGUGACAUGGGUGCAGGGGCUGCCGGGAUGCUGAUAUCCGUCAAAUACUUCAAUAAUAAGACAUCAACGGGGAUACUUCGAUGUUCAAGACAAUCAUUUCAACUUGUGAUGUCAUCACUUACAUUGAUGAACCGGAUUUCCAACCGAGAAGUUAUUGUAAGAUGCUUACAUGUAAGUGGGACCAUCAAAAGAUGCGAAGAGUUUGCCAUCAAGCGGAAUCAUGACAUCAUGCUACAAUUGAAGAACAUCAAGUCUACUGGAGUUGAUGUCUUAUUGGGCAAUUUUGCCUCUGGUGAUGACGUAAUUGAGAUGGAGGAUAAUGAUCAAGACUAG